ACCGGGUGUUCUUAAUUGCGGUUUACCCUACUUGUAGGUGAGAGAUUAUUUACUGCACCAGUAGGCUGCCCUUAAUCACAAACCCAUUUAAAUAAAAACAAAAACAAUAAUUUAAAAAUGAUUCUGAAAUCUCGCUUACAUAUGCCUUAGAGUUAAACACAUCAUGCAAUCCAUAAGACGCAAAACCUACAGUGUACAUGAGAAAAAUAAGCCUUUAAAAUGUUAGUAAGAUUAUUGUGCCAAAAAAAAAAAAAAAAAAAAAAAAAAACUGUGCCGCUUGGAUUUCCCAUUCUUCGCCUCCCUUUCUGCAUUCACAUAUGCAGAAUAAGGCAAAUUAUCGCCUCAUAGUGUGACUAGAUGUAGAGUUAGAGAGCGAUGGAGACAGAGAAAAAAGUCCAAACCGCUCCGCUACUUUCCCCUCCUCUGUUCACUCUUUCACACAUCUGACAGAAAACUAGACCAAAAACCUCCACAUUCUUUCCUUCUUUUGCAUCCUCUGUUUCCAGUCAGUCAUCCUGUUUGCCUCCUUUACAUGCUUGUGUUUUAAUGACUUUUGCGUGUUACACACCAACAUAGUUCAGCCUGAGCAUACUUCUAUAGUCUGAAAAAUAGAUAUCUAUAGAAAUCUAAAUGUUCAGAUGAUUUCUAUAGAUAUCAAUUUUUCAGCAUUUUCACAGCCUUAUAAGCAGAGGUGAAAAAGUACCCAAUUCCUUUCUCAAUUAAAAGUACAAUUACUAAAUAAACAAUCCAGUUAAUGUAGAAAAGUAUAAACUCUUCAAUUUACUUACAGUAUGAAAAUAAAAGUACAAAAAUACUCAUGAAUGAAAAAGACCUAUGCCUCACAUUGCAUAUGAUUUUACUGAUAUUAAAUUAGUGCCCUUUCACCAAGGGACCAAAGAAUGUCACAAAACAUUAAUGAAUGCUAACAACAGCUCAAACAAUAUAUCAAAUGUUUUCUAGCAUGAUAAGAAUUCUGAUGAUACAAACUAGAUAAACGCUAAUAGCUAGCUGUCACAAUACAACCUGCCUCGAUAAAUAUAAAAGUGUACAUCGGACAAGAUAGAUUACAGUGAUGCCUUAUGACUUUACAAGUAAAAGAAACAAAGUGAUGUAGUGUUUGAAAAUAUAGUGAUUAGAAAGUAGAGAUUUUACCAAAGUAUUACAUGAAAAAAACCCUCAAAGUACAGGGGCCUGUUGCACUUGCUGAAUGUAAGGUCGAUCGUAACUCAGGGUGUAAAGUCAGUCCUAAACCAUAUGCUGAGAGUAGUUCGCUUAAAAACAAUAUGGUAGAAUUUCGGUUGCACCAGAGAUACUUACAAGGUAGAUCAGAACUAGUACUGUGUCACGUGAUCAUGGAUACAGUGAUGUAUUUCUCCAUCACACACCAAUCAGAAACAUGAAUGAUAAAUACUACAUCGACGAUCGAGACGUGUGAGGACACAGGACAGGGGAUAACGCCCAUUUGUUUUUUCACUGUUAUAUAUUUACUUGAUGUUCAUUAUAUUUUAACCGUAGAUAAAUCAACAAAAUCAAAAGGAUUGGACUUUACAAGUGGUUUCUCAAUUUAUCCAUAUCUUGGUUCUGUAUUUUAUGCCGUUCUGCUUUCUGUAGUGCUACAAAUGCUAAUGCCAUUUCAGUAAUGAGCCAUAACAAUGAAAAAUAACUAAUUCCUGCAAUCUUAAUCUGCAUUUGAAUAAACCAACAGGCAGUAUAAUAUUACAUCAAUGGUCAAAUUUGUUAAAUACUUUGUGGAAUAUAAUACUUCCCAAUAUCACAAUUUGCUAAUAUUUUGCACUAACCAAGGAAAGAGCUUACUACACUCCCUGAUAUUAAAAUAUACACGGAUGAAUUCGAGGACUAUAUAAAAAGGCUAAGUUCUGUUACAGAAACUGGAUCUCUGAAGUGUCCACAUCCAGUCAUCACAGACCAUAGACCAACUAUCUACAUAAAGAAAUCCAAAAAACUAAAUGCAUUUAUAAGUCCAAAUAUUCUUUUUUACAUUGUGUAUAUAUUGUUAUUUUGAACAGAUUCACAGAGUAGUUUUACUUGUGAUGAACAUUGCACCUACUAGUGCUUAGUUCCAGCUUAAUUCUAUGUUGAAACUAUAGCUUGAUGCAACUAUUAUUUAGUAGUUAUCCAUUUACAUUAAAACUAGGCUAUAGGUUGCGUUUAGCUGGAGCAACUGGCUGCAGAUACUUAUGUAUAGUAAUUGUACCAAAAAAAAAAAAAAAAAGUGUACUUUUUAGACUAUAUACACUGUAUAUAUUUAGUGUUAGAUUUUGUCUAGGCUGCCACAUGUCUUACACCUUUGGUUUCAUACCUACACUAUAAUAACUCUGAGGUUAAUGGAGAGGAGAGUUUUAAAUACAUUCACACUGUACACACCUCACAGUUUGUGCUCACCCACACUGUACUCAGCAUUAUCAUAAUGUGGGUAUGAAAUCAAAGGUGUAAGACAUGUGGCAGUCCAGACAAAAUCUGGGUCUUGCAAAUAAGGCCAAAUGCAUACAGUAUAUAUUCUACCAUCUACACACUGUCUUACACCUUUGAUUUCUUACCCACACUACUGUAUGAUAAUGCUGAGGUUAAUGGAAUGGAUCAUGAUAGAUACAUUCACACUGUACAGACCUUACACCUACAUUGGCCUUUUGAACCCACAAGAUGCACAGGACAAGGAGAUUUAAAUUUCUCAGUGUGUGUGAACUGAUGUAACUUGCAGUACUACGUUGUACGUGUGGUAUGUUUUCCUACCAACAUCCAGCAAAGGAUAAUGUACACUCAUUAUUACAUUUUAAAGAAAAUUGUAAGACAAAGCUGCAGUGUUUUUACUGCACAUUUUUGCAUCUUUCCAAAUUCCCAUUUUUACUGUUUAGUUGUGGGGAUUUGGGAAUUUUGGUUACUGGGUACUCAUGCACUGCCAUUAGAUUUACUCCCCAUUAUGAAAAUGUAAAAAUGGCAACAAAAUUGAAUGCUGUAGAAGACAGAGAUUGUGGGAGAGGAAGAAGGGAGUUGCACAGGGGAACCACUGUGUGCGGACAGAAAUAUAGGUAGAGAGAGUAAAUGAUGCAAGUGUUGUAUGGAAACUAUACAUGUGUUGUGUGUUGUGGGAAGGAGAAAGAUGCAUGUAUAGAAGCAGAUGGAGAGAGAACAAACAAGAGCGGAGGCGGGAUGUACGGAGGUUUCCCUUGUCCACUUCCUGCACUGUUGUCGUUUCAUGGUCAACUUCCUGUCACGUGACUUUGACAUAAACACAACUCUUCUACUCACCCACAUAAAUACACACAAACUGACAUAGACACUCACACAAACAUGCUCACACUCUCACACAGUUACACAUAUGCACAAGCUUACACUCUGACACACACACACACACACACACACACACACACACACACUGUUGACAGGAAGCUUUGCCACUCGCAUAUCGUAUAUACACUCACACACACGCCUACGCUCUACCUGAUGAAGCCUACAUGUCGACUCAUACGCAUUUCAGACCGAAGACGAAGUGAGUCACUCACCACAUGAGAUGCUCAAGAUAACACACUCAACCUUGUGAACAAUGGUUUUGGCAGAGGAUGCUCUUUUACCAUGAUCUGAGAUCAGUUUUGUGGUCACUUGUAGAUAACGUUAAAAGUCAGGUGGCGAACAAGCUAACAAUGUACAAAAACCUUUUACCCUGGCUUUCAGCAACAUGCUACAUUUGCAUUCAAUUCUUGUCCAGGAUUUCUCACAAAGGAUAUCUACAUGCAGACAAUCUGCAAAUCAACCAAGAAUAUACCAGACAUUAGGCAAAAUCAGAUUCUGAUGCUCUGUGUGCUAUUACAAAGAUGCCAUGACUGCCCUAUGACUUUAGCUUGGCAAGUAGAGAGCUUUUAAACAGCCUCUGACUUCUCUGUGGGAUAAACACGUAUCUAAACAUCAUGGCUGAUCACAGUUCCAUCCAUUCUGAGUCUCCACCCUUCUCUGCCAUGUACCGCCUUCAGACACAAGGUCAAAGAUCAAACUACAACCACUUUCAGAACAUUUCUGUGAGCAGAAUAAACCAGUAUGAAGAUAACAGCCUUUUGAAUGACCCUGCUGACAACUGUGCCAGUGCUGUAACAAGUAUGAACGGAGUUGGUGAGCAGAUAAAUACUGCAUACUGGGACAUGGAGUCUUUGAUCUCGUCUCAGCCUGGUGCAUUCAACAGAACCAAAGCCAACAGCGAACGGUACGAGGAAGAAUGGAAUUCCGGUUCCCAGCAGCAGGAUGCAAUAGAAAAUUAUGGUACAACAGGCGGGAAUCAUCAGAAACUGGACUCUUUCUCUGAGGCAUUUUAUGACCGAAGCAUUUCUAGAAUUGCCAACUGUGUUGAUCAGGUUGGAUACAAUGUUGAUCCAAACAACUCUCCCACCAUUCCACCUCUUCCCUCCCUCUCUUUCCCUCUGGUUCUGAGUCCUCCUCCUACGCCUCUUCCUCAGCAGUCUCUUUCUCCUCCUAAACGGGGGCUUUAUCCCCCUGCUGUACAGUCACUGAGCCACACACAAUCACAGUCCCCUUCCGAAGGCUCUUUGCGGUUCUUUCCAUCACUUUCUUGUACCGGUUCCAUUCUUCCCGGAGGUUUCACGCCUACUCACUGGCUCCCACUUUCCACUGACAACAGUGGGAGUGCAGACAUAACACAGCACCUUCCUCAAGACCAGGGUCCAUCUGCAGUCUACCCAGAGGGGGUGGGGAUUCAUCUAAGACAGCUGAGUGCGACGGAGGGAGAUACAGACUGUUCUCUAGAGACUUCUCCAUGUUCACCUCUGGUGCAGCAUCCACCCCAACAAUCUGCUCAAAAACAUGAGAGAGAGCAUUGCCCUGUGACUUCAGAUCACCACAUGACAUGGUCCCAGAUGAUGCCAUCAUCUCAACCUUUUUGCUCCCCAAUCCAUCAUUUGAACACUCAGGCAGAGGGAUUGAGGGUGCAUGAGGAUACAAAGCCAAUUGCAGGGUUCCAGCGAACAACUUUUUUAUGUUUGUCCAGCUCACAGAACAAUCCCUUGGCAAUCUACACGGGCCUUCCAUUCCACAGUGUGCUCCAGUCAGGAGCAGUGGGCGAUGAUCGAGAACAUGUGACUCAUCACUACACUCCACUUCCCAUGCUAAAUCCCACUCGCAGUGGAACAGGACUGUACUGUAACCUGCUGCCUCCACUGAACCACCAGAAACGGUGGUCAGAGGAAGCAGGACAUCGUGCUCAACAGCGGCAAGUGAAUAUAGGGCCAGAGUUUCAGGCUGAGAUACCUGAUCUGCUUGAGCAGGAGCAGAUAGACUUGUGGUCUGAGGAACCACUUCGGGAGGAGUUACUUUGGAAACCAUGGGCAGAAUUAGAGGGGAAUGAUGACCUACUAGAACAGGUGGAGAAUCUUCUAGAUUUCAGUACUUCUACUGCUCUUCCUGGAGGUGUUGCUAAUCUGGAGCUUGCCCUUCAUAGCCUGUCCUUAUGCCAAGGAAAUGUAUUGGCUGCUUUGGAGAUGAUGUUUUUCUCAAACUCAAAACCCUCUAGAGACUACCAUUAUUGUGGCAGUGACAUCUGGCGGUUAAAUGAGCAAAAGUUAUUCCAUAAGGCCUUCGCCAUGUAUGGAAAAGACUUCUCAUUCAUUCACAAAAUGGUGCAAACAAAGGGGGUGUCACAGUGUGUUGAAUUCUACUAUCACUCCAAACGGCUCAGAGAGAAACAGAGGAAGCUAAAGGAGAAAGAAGCUCAACUGCAACAGCAACAAAUGGCUGCAGAAACACUUACUCCAACUAACCAGGUCAUGGUGAUGAACCCUAAUAAUGUAGACAGGCUAAUUCAUACACCUGCACUGGCUCCAAGCUUUCCCUGCAAACAAUGCGGAAAGAUGUUUUACAAGAUCAAAAGCAGAAAUGCUCACAUGAAGAUCCAUCGUCAGCAGCAAGAGGACUGGAGGGAGAGAAUACAACCAAACAAUCACCUUAGCCUGACCCAGGCCCUACAGAACCAAAACCGAACCCUGACCAAUCCAAACCAGCUUGUUACGCAAGGUCACCCAAACCAGUUAUUAACCCAAAGCCUGAUCCAGAACCUGGUGCAGUCUCAGGCUCAGCUCACUUUUAUCCAGAGCAGCAAGACUCAAAGUCCUUGUUUCACUACUGCCAUCAGCAGUACAAACUCCACACAAAACCCACAGAUGGCUCCCAAAGCCCCAGCUCUACCACUUUACAGGGGCCCCCAACAGACAUGGGGUGCCAUUCAUGGUAGCUUGGAGUCUGGUCUGUAUUACGACUAAUAGAGGAGCACAGGUGGGGAUUCAGGUUUAACUUCUUAGCUACAACCCAAUGAUAAUUCUCCUUGUCCAUUUCAGGAACAGUAAAACUGACAUGUAGCUUAAGUUUGUACAUAACUGAAUUUAAAACUAUGUUCAUUAAAUGUUUCUACUGACUUCAUA
Molecule: messenger RNA, 6437 nt
Organism: Ictalurus punctatus (channel catfish)
Lineage: Eukaryota; Metazoa; Chordata; Actinopteri; Siluriformes; Ictaluridae
Exons: 12
Coding region: 3924-6278 (784 amino acids)
Biological process (GO): regulation of transcription by RNA polymerase II; negative regulation of DNA-templated transcription
Cellular component (GO): histone deacetylase complex; transcription regulator complex
Molecular function (GO): transcription corepressor activity
Source: RefSeq, a predicted model, not a curated record